Branchiostoma belcheri (Belcher's lancelet) is the source of this 914-nucleotide messenger RNA. RefSeq lists its product as uncharacterized. The coding region runs from base 16 to 402 and encodes 128 amino acids. The transcript is spliced from 2 exons. NCBI's taxonomy places the organism in Eukaryota, Metazoa, Chordata, Leptocardii, Amphioxiformes, Branchiostomatidae. The record is from RefSeq and is a predicted model, not a curated record.
UAUAAAAUAAAAGUGAUGUGUAGACGAACACCCCUCCAUUAUGGACCAACCAGAACCAGAUCACUCCUCUCCCACUCCCCGAUUGUCGCUUGUGCAACAGGAGCUGAACACCUGUCAACACUUGGAGAAAACUUUGAGUUCAGCAUUAAAGGAAUACCACUCGAGCGUCCAAAGACCGGAAACACCAGCAUGGCUGAAAAACUGAUGGAAGUGGCCAGCACUGUGUCCAGUCUGAUGAGCACUGCCCAAGAACAUGGGUUAGAACUAGAGGCAAUUAAAGACACUCUGGCCUCGGCAUUCGGUCUGAAGAAAGGAGAAGAAUCUGAAGGAAAGUCUGACGAACAAGGGGAGGAAGAAGAGGAGGAGCCUGGAGAAGAUGAGGAGCCUGAGGACACGUCUUGAAGUUGAUAAUGGAGGUAGAAGAGGGUGGCAGAGAACCAUGUACAUCUUCACCACAACAGCUGAAUGUAUGGGGGAUAGAGCUGUGUUUGUAAACAUGUUUUAAGUAUAGGUACACAGGUUUAAGUACAGGUUUGGACCAAUCAUCAGCUCCAAUCAUCUCUAAGUUAUACUUGUAGUCUUUUUAAGUGGCAAAUUUUUGUCUUUGUAUGACAGUUUCCAUAUCUUAUAAAUAUUAAAACAAGUCUUACUUUGAAGUCAAUGUGGUAUCUUUGAGCGGCAAAUUUCGUGAUUUUCAAAUGAAAAUUGUCACCUUUGAGCUGCAGUUUACUAACAGGCUUUUUAGGAUAUUAAGAAAUGGUGUCCACUAGCCCAACUGGUGACUAUAGUAAUCCAUAUGGUGAAUACUGUGCUAGUGGUGACAGAGAGAUGGUGCGAGACUAUUGACUGUUAAAUGAAAAUACAAAGUAGAAUUUAGCAUGCACAAACUGUCCCAAAACUAAACCUACCAUUAU